Molecule: messenger RNA, 587 nt
Organism: Apis laboriosa (Himalayan honeybee)
Lineage: Eukaryota; Metazoa; Arthropoda; Insecta; Hymenoptera; Apidae
Product: calmodulin-like protein 4
Exons: 5
Coding region: 61-510 (149 amino acids)
Cellular component (GO): myosin II complex
Molecular function (GO): calcium ion binding
Source: RefSeq, a predicted model, not a curated record
CUUAUCUUGGAUAACGUUAUUUGACACGUAAACGAAAAGUAAUAAACAAAGUUUUGUAUUAUGGCUCGUUAUUUUCGAGAGGAAGAUAUAGAUGAAUUCAGAGAAUGUUUUUAUCUAUUUGCAAGGAAUGGUCAAAUACGUACUUUGGAUGAACUUACAAUCAUUAUGAGAUCAUUAGGAUUAAGUCCAACUAUUGCAGAAUUAAAUAAAUAUUUAAAAGAUAAAGGUGGAAAAAUGUCUUUUGCUGAUUUUUUGGAAGUUAUGCAUCUACAAACUAGAGCUGAAGAUUUACCAAAAGAAGUGAUAGAUGCUUUUCAAGCUGCAGAUAAAUUUAGGACUGGCACUAUACCAGCUAGACAGUUAGCGCAUAUGUUGCUCCACUGGGGUGAACAAUUAAGUAACAAAGAAGUGGAGCAAAUUUUCAGAGAGGCAAAUGUGUCUCCAAAUGGACAAGUAAAAUACGAAGAUUUUGUUAAAAUAGCUUGUGCACCUGUACCUGAUUACUAUUAAAAUAAAUAUUUUUCAUAUUUUUUUUAAAGAUAUUUAUAUACUUUUUAUACAAUACACGUGUUUAAUUAAUAAAAGGA